Molecule: messenger RNA, 1975 nt
Organism: Linum tenue
Lineage: Eukaryota; Viridiplantae; Streptophyta; Magnoliopsida; Malpighiales; Linaceae
Source: the annotation of a GenBank genome assembly
CACAUCUCCACCUUAAGUUCCAGACAAACGCUUAUCACUUCCCACCUCCCAUCAAUAGAAUCAGAACAAAAAAACUUGGGAGGGCAUAACAGGGCUACAAAAGUAAAAGAAAAAUCCUCUUGUCUUCCUCUUCCCCUCUUCCUCUUCCUCUUCCCUGUCUCCCUUUCCCAACACAAAGCCCUCACACCCACAUCCACAUUUGAGACUGCGACACACACUCUCACACACGGACACGCUUAUAAACGGGUCUCUCUGAGUUUGACACAAAACAAACCCACAGCUAGCAACUGGCCCUGCUGAUGCUGCUUCUGAUCCGUGUCCCAUCUCCUCUCCCCAUGUCUCACCUCCUGGGUUUCCCUUCCUAAAACUAGAAACUUCUGCUCUUCCCCAUUCCAGCAAAGAAAAAGGAAAGAAACACAGAAAGAGAGCAGAAAAAUCGGAAGGGUAAGAGUGGUGAUGAGCAGUGGCGGUGGUGGCUCGGGAGGAGGGACAGCGAUGGGUGGGAGUGGGGAGACGCUGAUGAGGUCUGCCUUUACUGUGUCUCAGUGGCAAGAACUCGAACACCAAGCUUUGAUCUUCAAGUACAUGAUGGCUGGUCUCCCUGUCCCUCCUGAUCUCGUCUUACCCAUUCAGAAGAGCUUCGACUCCAUCUCUCACAGAUUCUUCAACCAUCCCUCUAUGGGGUAUUGCUCAUUCUAUGGGAAGAAGGUGGAUCCAGAGCCAGGGAGAUGCAGGAGGACAGAUGGCAAGAAGUGGAGAUGCUCCAAAGACGCCCAUCCUGACUCCAAGUAUUGUGAGCGCCAUAUGCACCGUGGCCGCAACCGUUCAAGAAAGCCUGUGGAAUCAUCACAACAACAACAACAAACCAUAAUGACACAGUCAUUGUCUACCAUGACACCAUCCGGGAGGACUGUGAUUACUGACAGCAGCUCUGGCGGGGCAGGAAGCCUACAGCACAACUCUGCAUUGCACGCCUUCGGGGCCUUUGGGAAUCCCCAGUGCACUGCUGUCAGUGGAAGUAACCAGUCUCAGUAUCAUUUGGACUCUAUCCCCUAUGCUAUUCCAAGCAAAGAUUACAGCAGAUAUCUCCAAGGAGUGAAGGCUGAGGCCGGAGAGCGUGGUUUAUACAACGCAGACUCCGCAAGAAACCGAGGUGGUGACUCCUCCACAUGGCCUCAGAUGCAGCAAUCCAGAGUGUUGUCCUUCUCCAAGCCAGCAACAAUGAACGACUAUUCCCACCAACAGUCAUAUCUCGGCUGUGACUUCCCCCAAUCUGGUGGCGAACCGACAAAACAGGAUGGUCAGUCACUACGACCCUUCUUUGACGAGUGGCCCAGAACCCGGGGCGAGUCAUGGUCGGGCCUUGAAGAUGACCACUCCAACCAGACCUCGUUCUCCACCACCCAGCUCUCCAUGUCCAUCCCUAUGGCUGCUUCCUCUGACAUGAUCUCCACGAGCUCCCGCUCUUCACCAAGUGAAUUUUGAGGUAACUGAUGCUUGGCUCAUGGGGACUUUACGUCUGCUGAGGGAAUCCUUGUUGUUGUAGAAGAAGAAGAAGAAGAAGGUUGAUGUCGACUUGUGAUGUUUAAUUUAUCUCUGUGUCACUUUGUACGUGCCAAAGUUUGAGCUCCGUGAGAGGGAGUAGGCACUCUGCGGGUGUAAUCCUUGUGUCAUCUGGAUUUCGGGUGCGGGUUUUCUUUCCUCAGGCCUCGUGCUGUGUCUGUGCGUAGAAACAUUCUCAAACUUUUUCAGGAGGCUCCCUGUCUUUUGUUUCUGUUUAGGCAAUAAGUUGGAAGAAGCAUGGGAACAAAGGCUUCUUUUUUUUGUGGCAGAUAGUGAUCCGAAGAUAGUGUACCUGUUGCAACACCUUGACAAUGUUUGCAUUUGAUGAUCAAAUGUAACUGUGAUGUUUGUUUGAACUCUGACAUGUCUUGUUCUCUGCAACUUCGACAUGUUGUGUGAACUUUUUUUUUUU